Molecule: messenger RNA, 646 nt
Organism: Peromyscus maniculatus bairdii (prairie deer mouse)
Lineage: Eukaryota; Metazoa; Chordata; Mammalia; Rodentia; Cricetidae
Product: histone H2A type 2-A
Cellular component (GO): nucleosome
Molecular function (GO): DNA binding; structural constituent of chromatin; protein heterodimerization activity
Source: RefSeq, a predicted model, not a curated record
GUGUGCGCACGCUCCUAUAGGCCAGGGUGUGAGGCCGCGCGUGAGCCAAUGAGAGCGUCGGGCGGACAAUCGGGGCUCUGCCUAUAAAAGGGUGAGGCGGCGGCGCUGGCGUGCAGUUUCCUGUUUGUGAGAGUCCCUGUGUUUGCCAUCAUGUCUGGUCGCGGAAAGCAAGGCGGCAAGGCCCGCGCCAAGGCCAAGUCGCGCUCGUCCCGCGCCGGCCUGCAGUUCCCGGUGGGGCGCGUGCACCGGCUGCUGCGCAAGGGCAACUACGCGGAGCGCGUGGGCGCCGGCGCGCCCGUGUACAUGGCGGCCGUGCUGGAGUACCUGACGGCCGAGAUCCUGGAGCUGGCGGGCAACGCGGCCCGCGACAACAAGAAGACGCGCAUCAUCCCGCGCCACCUGCAGCUGGCCAUCCGCAACGACGAGGAGCUCAACAAGCUCCUGGGCAAAGUCACCAUCGCGCAGGGCGGCGUCCUGCCCAACAUCCAGGCGGUGCUGCUGCCCAAGAAGACCGAGAGCCACCACAAGGCGAAGGGCAAGUGAGGCCGCUGCUGGCGCCGGCCCGCGUCUCCGGGAGACGCCCGCGAACUCAAAGGCUCUUUUCAGAGCCACCCACUGGUUCAGAUUAAAGAGUUGUGUCACGGUA